AUGUCCAAGUGCCAGUGGGGACGGGACAGGGUCGGGCAUACGAUAACUCCGGGAGGAAUCCUUCCGAACCCAGAGAAGGUCAAGGCCGUCCUGAGAAUCAAACCCCUGCGAAACGUGGCUCAGGUGCGGUCCUUCCUGGGGCUGGCAGGGUACUUCCGAAGAUUCAUCAAGGGAUACGCUACCAUCUCCCGACCCCUGGAACAACUUAAGCUGACCAGCCCUCUGAUCUUGGCGUACCCGGACUUUGAUCUCCCGUUCACAAUCCUGGUGGACGCCUGUCCAAUCGCCCUAGGGGCAGUCUUGAUGCAGGAACAGAGAGGGAGACACCGAGUAAUAGCCUACACGAGCCAAGCGCUAGAUGCGACUCAGCAGAAAUGGAUCUCCAAGAAAGAUGAAGUCUCUGAGAUCGAAUGCUAUGGAUUGACCGGAUCGAAGUCCGGGAACGGACAGUUGGCCCGGUGGGCAGUACACCUCCAAAGCCUGGAUUUCACGGUGAUCCACCGGCCCGGGGCCUUCAUGGGGUGUGCGGAUGGCUUGUCCCGACUACCCCUCGAAACGCAGGAGGACAUGAAGGGAGGCCCCGGAGCCGUCGCUCUACGAUGGGAGCCGGAAGCGGAAGAAUUCCAAACUCUCCCAGCGACCGCGGCUGAGAAUCCGGCUCCCUACCCUCCUGGCAAAGAACCCCCCAAGGAAGGGCGACCCGAGGAACGGGAGACCAGCCCCGGACCCUCCGGGCCUCACCCGGCAAGGGACCCAUUUGGGACGGCCAUGAAAGCGUAUCUGGAAGAAAACGCGCUCCCGCUGGACCCUUGGUUGAUGCGACUGGUCUCCCGAACCUCCGAACAUUACUCUGUGAAGGAAGGCGUAUUGUACCGGCGUGUUGUGUUAAAAUCCCCCACUACGAAACCCGCACAUGAACCUGGUUCCGUAUGGGGAGGGCGACAACACGUACCGGAUCUACCUGCCGUCCCACCCGAAUCGGAGAGUGAACCCAUCAACGUCGAUCGCCUGAAAGCAUUUCACGGAUACUGGACCCAACCCUUCAAUGACGAGGUCCCGGAACGGUACACGGGACCCGCAGAAUCAGGGACCGCAAGUGAUGACACGGUCCUGGAAGACGACUUACUGCCUCGAUCGAGCUUUGUGGAACGGGUUGACUUCCCUGAAGGAUACGUGGCGUACGCGAACUCUCAUUCCCCGGUCCUCCGCAUACUGGACAAGCGACACGACGACGCCCGGGAAGUGGAGUACUUGGUGCAACACGCUGACGAUACGACCCACUGGACACGGCGAUCGCGCCUGGUCGAUUAUAAUUCGUUCAUCACCGAAUACGAGAAUGAGUCCCGGACACAGCAGGGACUCCCAGGGGCGCUGGCAAAGUGGGAAUCCCUAGUGGAGCCUUCCGAACGGAAAGUGGCGGAUCGGGAGAGCCAGAGCCAGGAGUCAGGCCCUGGGGAGGCCUCAGACCGCGUGCCCACUAAAACCGACUGGGGGAUGCGAAUGCGAGCCCACGAUGAACGGAUACACCCCGCCGACAUUUCCUGCGUCCCGAGCCGAGAUGGCCUCCUGGAUCAUCCAUCCGAUGGCAGACGAGAUGACCUCGCGAGUACAGACCCCCCCAACACCCGCCAGGUUCCCGGGAGAAAAACGAUUCAAGAGUUUAGCGCGCAAUGUCCAGCCAUGCAAACGGGGGAGCGAAUGGUUUCGAACGACCUAAGAAAGGCACGACUGGCCAUCACUCAGGACCUUGAGUCUGGACGUAAUAGCUACCGUCUGACCGCCGUGCAAGGUGAUUAG
Aphanomyces astaci is the source of this 1797-nucleotide messenger RNA. RefSeq lists its product as hypothetical. The transcript has 7 exons. Lineage: Eukaryota; Oomycota; Saprolegniomycetes; Saprolegniales; Verrucalvaceae. The record is from RefSeq and is a predicted model, not a curated record. Bases 1 to 1797 code for a protein of 598 amino acids.